UGUGAAUGAGGACGGCAUCACUCCCACCAUCCCUCAUCAUGACUGCCACCACCACCGUCGUCAGUGCGGGUCACGUGAUGCGUGAGGACCGGGCGGUGGGUGUGUCUAAUCGCGUGUGGUUUCAUUCAUAACUACAGUCUUUAUUAAAGCCCAAAUUAAAGUAUGCAGACGGGACAGGCUGCCUGUGGACCGCUUCGGACGGAGACUACAUCGGGGUCUCUCUCACUGUGACGUGGACCAUGAGCAAUGAUCUGCCUGUUCUGACGAGUCUGACUGAGAACUCCACUAACCGGGACGUGUCGGCGGGCCAGGUGGAGAACUAUGUGCUGCUGUUGGUGCUGCUGAGUGUCUUUGCUGGUGGGACACUGGUUCUGCUUUCCCUGCUGCUCCUCUUCUGCCACCGCUGCUGCCUGGGUGGACGGCGCUACUCCAGAGCGAGCGAUGACCUCGAGAAGACAAACACCACGUAUGCCGAGGACUCUCAGCCCACACAAGAAAUCACGAUUCGUCUGGAUGAGUCAGAUGCUCUCUCAGCAUCAAGCUGUCACGAUGGAGAGUCGGAGAGAUUUGUCUCCACCGGCCGCAGAGUCUCCUUCAAUGAAUCUGCUCUUUACGAACAGGAAAAAGGCACUCAGGAAAAAGGGCGCAGGUACACGCUGACCGAAGGAGACUUCCACCACCUGAAAAAGGCCAGACUGACUCACCUCCACCUGUCUCCGGCUCCAUGUGACCUGAAGAUCCUCACAAUCAUGGAGUGUGACUCUGCAGAGAGCAGCAGCAUCAACAUAUGCGAGACUGCAGCACCACUCACCAUCUAUCAGCCUGCUGAGAGACGACUCCCUGACUGGAUGGGACAGAGUCUGAGCGGGGGACUGCCAGGAGACCCCCAUCACUCCACUGUCCUGGACCAGGAACGCAGACUGUCUUCAUCCACUAUGGAGGCUUUCAGGGAUGAAGGGGAGGCUGAGAGCGACAGGGGGCCGAGGGGAGAGUCCACACAAGCUCUGGGCCAGACUUCGGUUCUGCGCUUCUUCUCCAAACUGCGGCGACACGCCAGCCUGGAGGGAGCUGGGCCUUAUUUCAGACGGUGGAAGUUUGACACCAGUCACCGAGCUGCCAGCCUGGAUGCUAAAGGAUCCCCGAGGAGAAAGCCUUUCCAGAGACAGAGAGCAGCGAGUGAAACCACAGACCACACAGACGAGGACUCUUCCCCUUUCCGAGAUGACGCCUUUGAAUCAUUCCCACAUAUUCCCAUCCAGGCGAGUGGACUCCAGUCCCUCUCUGCAGAGUCUCUGUCUCGUCCUUCCUCCACAUCCUCCUCAUCAGGUUUUCUCAGAAGGCUGAAACUGGAGGCCAUGGUGGAGGCAGGUGGCAGCAUCAGCACCAGGAGAGAGGAGUCUGCUGCGAGGCAGGAGGAGGCCACGAUCAACGGGAUGGGAGCAGAACAGGAGACAACGUUCAGCACAAAGGGGAGUUCAGAGGCAGCAGGAGAUGAGCUAGAAUCUACAGAAGACGAUGACCUAUUUGGGUCAGAACAAAAUGCCGCCAUGCAGGAAAGGUUUGAAGACUUGUUGAGGAAAACUGAAGACACAAAAGCAGAUAACAGCAGAGCAGAUGUGAGGGAGGAGGUGGAUGAUGGAGAAGAGGUGGUGCAGGGGGCAGAAGCAAGGCAAAGAACUGACUCAGGCUCGUCUGCGUCGUUUAUGAUUCGCCAAGAGAGCUCGGAGCCCCCACACUCCCUGUAUCGAGAUAUUUGGAGCCUGCGAGCCUCACUGGAGCAAUAUGCCGCCUCAGAUCAGAGCAGCACGGACCGGGAGUCCAUCCGCAGCGAUGCAGACAGCGUCUCGUCCUUUGGCGGCGCCGGAGCUCGCUCCGGCCUGGACAGCUGCCUGUCUCAAGACCUGGAUGAUGAGCCCGAAGGAGAUGGUGAAGCGGAAGAGUCAGAGGGGGUGCCCAGAGGGGCAUCAGGUGUAGACAGUGAGAUGGGAGGUGGUACUGGAGGAGACGGGGAGGGAGGAAACAGGAAGCUGCUUCAAAUGGACAGCGGCUAUGCCUCAAUUGAAGCACCAUCCAGGGCGCCAGAGGAGGUGCGGCUGUUCGGAGCUCCUGGAGCUCCACGGGGGAAGUCGGCAUCUGAGAGGAGACUGUUUUUCACCAGCUCUGGAAGAAAAGGGACAGUUUGCGAGAGCAUCGAAGCCAGGCUGUUUCAGGAGGAGCUGGAGGACCAGAUGAUGGACAGCAAUGGUGUAGAGGACAAGCAGCAGCAGAAACCACUGAGUCAAAUCCUCCAAGAGCCAUGUCACCUCCUGAAAUCCCUCCAACCCCAGAAAGCUCCAGAAUCACAGCCUCAAAUGGGUUCUCCACUGAUGAAACCAGUCCAGCCCACCAGUCCCCACCGAUCUUGUCUUAGACGCCGUGACUACAGCAUCGACGAGAAGACAGAUGCUCUUUUCAACGAGUUCCUUCGUCACGACCCACGCUUCGAUCAGCAGGAUUCUCCAUUACGCUCCAGGCACAGAUCCAGAGUUCACCUCCGGAAGCAAUGGCAGAGACAUAAGCAAUACAGUGACCCGGGGUCAGCCUCGGGGGGCAGGUACUCUCCAUCUUUGGAGAGACAGAGGUUCAGCCCGCUGAGGAGGGGGGAUAGCGCCGGGUACCCCCUGGACACCAGAUACCACAGCACCCUCUCACGCAUAGCGAGCGCUGCAGACGAAGAAGCCAGUGAGGUUGCAGCUUGUGAGGAAGCAGCCAAAGAGAGAGCAGAGGUCAAAGAUCAGUCAGGUGAAGGAGCUGCAGGGAAUUCUGGAGGAACACGAGGUGAAGACACAGAAAGCACAAGCAACCAGUCUGUGAGAGAGGGGACAGCACAUAAUAGCCACAUGGACCCAAGAGUGGACAACAGGAACAACAACAGCAGUCAAGCUAUCUUGUCAGAGAUUUCCCUGCAGGAAGAGAGUAGUCUAACAAACAAGCUGGUGGCGUCAGUGGAGGAGAGGCUCUACGGCAGCCUGAGGAGGUCAGAGAAACCUGACCAAGCAGAACCAGAGCAUGUCCUCACCGUGUCUCGCACAGCCUCUCCUGGAUUCAGUCCCACAUAAUCCCCACCAGCUUCAUCUGCACACCUCUGGACUAAAACAACCCAAACACCGUUCCUCUCACACAUCAGCUGCUACUGUGACACCAUGUGACAUGUGAUGUCCUCUUCCCUCAACAAUCACAAGAAGAAACUGAACUAAUCCCAUAGCACUGAAGACGUAGAAACUAUUUUCUGACAUAUCUGAGUUUUUAGCAUGCUACUGUAGACCCAAACGGUGUGUCUGUGAAUACUCUACAGCCUGACAUUUAAACAGAGCACGUUGAUGGUGAAAAAAGAUAAGAUGUUUGUCACCCAUUGCUUUUUAUUUUAUUUUAAAACCAUCUCCUCAAGUGUCCUUGUUGUCUCAGCCAUCGUGGGGUAAAUGUUUGAGUGACAGCCACUCUGUAUGCAUGUAGUGAGAGGAAGACCAUGUUUACAUCACAACACAUCCAGUAUGGAGAUCGGUUCAAAUAAAACCAGAGAAGAAAGCAGAAAAUAUCAGACGGCUGGAGAAGUGUUGAUUUUUAUACUUGUGUUUGUUUCUGUUUGUUGCGUUGACCACCUGUCCACGUUACACAUUAUAGAAGGUAUCCAGGAGCUUCUGGAGAAAGAUGGAAUGAUGAUGCUUAAAGUGACUGACACAGGAGCCUCUGAGGCUUCUAGGCGGAUGACUUACCGAUGAGCUGAUGCCGACAUGUAGAUGUUGAAGCUGAUAAACGGUGGCACCAUCUGCUCCCUGCAGGAACACAUAAACUCACUCCAACACCAAAUAAAUCUGUUGAGAUUCUGUUUUUGUUUGUGACAACCCCAGAUUUAAAGAAUAUAUAUAUUUUAUUCAUCCUGAUGUAUUUGAACAGUUUCAUUGUGUAAACUAAAUGCUCAUAAUGCAAUGGCUGAUUGGCAAGAGACGGACUACGAAAAAUGUUUGUUCAAUUAUAUCAAGCACUUCAUGACAACCAUGUUAAAUGGGGAUUAAUAUGUUAACUUGAGAAAAGUCAGAUUAAAGGUGGAGUGUAGAACAUGAACACAACAGCGACAUCUAGUGUGUGGAGGUUGUAGUCGCAACAAUAGAACAAGGAUUCAGCCGUGGAGAUUCGGUUUGUUGCUGAUACGCAACUUUUUUUUUUUUGGGUCCAUUUGUUAUAGGCUUGACCUAAAUUCACUCUGGUUUUAGAUCUUUGAUGGUAGCUCCUCUUCUGAGGAUAACAUCUGAGCUCAGAAGCAGCUGCUUGACUUGCCAAGUCCGCCUUCUUCCACAGCGACAGCCUCGCUGUGUUGAGCGGAGUGCGGCCCGAUCCCAACACUCGCACUUCCACACUUGUGCGCUUCAGUUGAGCGAUCCCAGUCAGGGAUGGGAGUAGGGUGUCCCAAUCCUCAAGUGGGGAAGUUGACCACACCCCAUUUGCACAAUUGAUCUGCACUUUGCCCAAGUUUGCGUCGAUGCAGACUUGGGAGAAGGGUAUUACCCACAAUCCAUUUCUGGGGAUAAAAGGUUCAAGUGCCUUUUAUUAAAAUAUUCAUUUUCAAAUUAAAGUAUUUCAUUUUGGGACAUUUAAUUGAUGCUCUGAAUGUUUUAGAGAAAUCAGCAAUGAAUGAACAUUUAUUUCAAAUAAUAGGUUGUUCGUUUGAAAGUUGUUAAAGGUUUGUAAAAAGUAGCACAGCGACCAGCAUCCUGGCAUGCACUGUGGUCUUCGGUUGUGGUCGAUGACGCAAAUUAUUUGCAACUUGUGUACAAGCCGUAAUGUGCACUUCCUCCAAGAGCACUUCACAGAAGACCACAUGGUGCAGUGAGAGUACUGGGAUUGGGCCUGUUUGGCAACCCGCAAUGGUGCCCUCUACUUGCUGGUAGAUGUAAACAUAAACCCAGUGUUGUACCGUCAAAAUAAAUAUUUGAUUAUUUUAAAUUAAAAUUUAGCUUUUAAAGGAAAUACUGUGCCUUCAUUUUGCAAAUCUAUUAACACCCCAUGGAAUUUUUAUUUUUUUAAAAACAUAUUAAAUUGACCCAUACUCAACUUUUAAUGUAAUUAUUUUAAACAGUUUUUUUUUACUUUAAAGACACUUUAAAUUUUGGAAGAAUGUCAGAAACAGUGUUAGGAACGUUACUCUAAAAAAGUAAUUAGUUAUAGUUACUGAUUACUUUGUCAAAAAAGUAACUCAGUUACUGAGUUACAAGAUUAUAAAAGUAACCAAUUACAAAGAAAAAUAACUACUUAGUUACUUUUUUCAUUAAAGCAUGCAAGAAUUACAAUAGUGAAAUAUAAAUGACCAAUGACUGGAACAUAAUAAAAUGUAUGUCCAAAUGUUUUUUAUAAACCUGAAUAAUUUAAAUAAAUAAGCACUUAACAGGAGGAACUACUAACAGGAGCAUUACACUUAUCUAGACUAUUAAAAGGUUACUGUGUGAUAUUUAACAAGACCCCAAUCAGCUAAAAUUUAAAAUUGCAAAUAGAAACACCUGUAAAGGUUCCCGAGCCUUUAAAUGGUCUCUCAGUCUAGUUAAAUUACAGAAAUGAAUGUAAUUUUGCACAGCAUUUUAAUGUUUCCAGCUUCACAUAAUUGUGUGUUUAGCAGCAUUUCUGUUGCUGGUAAUCUAGUAACGGUUAAAUAAAUAAAUAAAAUCCUUUAAAAUGACACUAGAAGAGGCACAAGCCUAAAGGAGGACUUACAUUUACUAAUUUGGGUCAGACCCAACCACAGAAGAGCUGAAGCUGGGUGGUAAACACACACAGGUAGUUCUGAUAACACCUGAGCUCCAUGACGUCUGAGACAGAUGCAUCAGUGUUACAGCGGGACUAAAGACAUGAUCAGAAACAGGUUACAGCUGGAUGAUCUAGGAAGGUAGAAGAUCAGGACGUCUGAGCGGUGAACAGGUGAGCAGACCUUCAGGACAUCCCGCUGUCACGCUAAGGACACGGCUGCAGACCCGCAGAUUCGUCUGCAGCCGUAGAAAUUCAUCACGUCUUCCUCGUUCUUCACGGGCCGUGAUACGCUUGGAUGAAAACAUCUGCCUCUUUAGCUCCUGAUCAGCUGAUGACAGCUUCAACACACCGCGCUGCUUAACACACUCAUUUCCUUAUCAGUAACAGAAACGAUCGUUUUGUUAAAAGAAGACGGUAAUUAAUUAGUUUGCUCGUUACAGAAAGAAAUGAAUAUAUUUUUUGAUUAACGUGGUUAUUUUAAACAGCGUUAUUCCCAUCACUGCUCUGUUGUGUCUACAGUAUGCAGCGACUGAGACCGUGAGGGUCUCCGCCCACCCGUCCAGUCGUGUUUGUAAGUGCGUUACCGACACCUCUCUCUCCCUGGCUGCAGCUGAAGUGUGGCGGUCAGAAAGCCUCACACUGUUGCUCUACGUUCGACAAGGACAUAGUAACGCACAACCUUCUGUCCCCAGUAACGGUAACGGCGUUGCAACAGUGGGAAAAGUAAUUAGAUUAUUCCGUUACCUAAAAAAGAACGCCGUUAUAUUUAAACGGCGUUACUCCCAACACCAUACACCAGGUUAAAGGGACAACUCCCCAAAGCCUGUGUACUGGCUGAAAAAUAAAUUAGAAAAGCUUUAAAUGUCAUCUCACCACAUUUAAAAAAAAUUUGAAUAUUAAUAAAUGCACUAUUGGAGAAGAGACAGCCAAUGACGAUUGAAGAUCCGAGUCCUAUUAAAUUCAGAGUAUUUAGUAUGUCACAUGUGAAACACCUCAUUGUUUAUAAACAUCAAAUUUGCAGGUAGACAAAAAAGGCAAGUCUCAAAUCCUUGGAUUUCAAAAAUUCUAAUAUUUUGUAUUUAAAAUCUUUCUUUUAGGGAAAGUAACAGCAGCGACUGAGUUUGCAGCACAUCAAAGCAACUAUUUAAAAAUAGCUAGUGUUUAACUGAAAAAGGGUCAUUAAAAUGAAUGCUGUAGUGUCGAGUGCUCUAUGGUUUCACCUGGGAAACGAGAAGGUAAACCCAGUGGCUUUUGUGUUGCACCACCCCCUUUAUGGUAAAAUGAAUAAAGACCUGCAGCCUUGACAGAUGAACCAACUGCAGCAAGUAUUUUAUUUUCUAAAUAAUAAAAAAUGCCUCCUCCCCCCUCUGCCUUAUUUCUUAUCUCCUCCCCCCUCUGCCUUAUUUCUCAUCUGUUGUGAUUCAUGGAGUCUGAAACUGUUAACAGCUCAGCCUCGUGUUCUCACUCACUAAUCAGUACAGAAACAUUUCUCAGCUCGUUACCGCGAGGCGUUUCUCCAUCCUCCCGUUUGAGUCUCUGUGCUGACCUUGCUGACGUGGGAAGUGCCGCUCUUUCCCUACCUUGCAGCUGUGACUCACCUGCUCUCUGAUCUAUUCCCGGUGAGGAGCUCAUGAUGGGUCUGGCUGCGUAAGAGCGGAGCGGAGUGGGUACGGGUGGCAGCGGAUGUGAUCGGCACAGCAAAGCAUCACUAAAAACAGACCACUAGGCAGUUAUCAGGGCCGAAGCACCGACUACAAAGAGACGUGAUGACAUGACCUUGUGAGGGGUCUGUAAAAUAAAUGAAAAGGGGUUUAAACUGAAUAACAAACAGAAAUAAAACAAAAGCAGCCGGUUUGGGACACGUUCUUUAUAAAUAAUAACUUUUUUUUUCUUUUUUAGAAAAUUACUCAUUGGAAAAAAAGAAACUAAAACCUAAAUGGGAGUCAACAAUCCUGCUGGUCGCUCCACAAGCCAAACUUCCCUUUUCCCUUCAGCUCUUCAGCAUGCAGCUUUUACACUGGUGGUCACAAUAUCAGAAGCAGUCACACUGAAGAUUUAAACAGAAUUAUUCAUAACUGUUGUUGUUUUUCCACUUUAAUGUUUUACACAUCACAAUGUGUAUUAAAAACUGCCAUUAGGGAUCCAUAAAAACAAAGGAAGUCAAAUAAACAGAAGGAGGUGGUGGAGGGACAGGAUGAUGUCUAAAACGUCCGGUGCAACACUCGUCCAUCUGAUGAGGACGACAGAGGAGAUGUCUGGGGGACCAGAGGACGGAGGUGGAUGACACAAGUUGAGAGGAACCAAAAUAUUGCAGGAAAUGAAAACCAUCUUCACAGCAAGUGCCUCAGUCUCAAACAAAAAAAAAAAUGUUAUGCUGUCUUCCUCUUUCAGGUCACUUGCACCUCAUCGUCCAAAGACUCUGUGGUCUGGGGAGGUGUGGGGGACAUAAAUGUCAGCAGACUCCAAAAACCUGAACAAAGACAAAAGACAUAACAGAUGUCCAUGAGAUGGCAUUAAACACACGAAUUCUAAUGCGUGGCGUUAAACCGGAAACAAUCAACCCCUAAGGUGAGAAAGAGACAAACAUCCCACAACCUACUUUAUCUGAGUCAGGAUGAGUCAUCGCCAGAACAAAUGAAUUCACAGUGUCUCUUAUGCACUGUGCCAUGCCAAACUAGCUGAGAGUGCUGUGUGUGUGUGCGCAAGUCACAAAGAGCAGAGGUGGGUGGCAACUAGAACAAAAAAAGGGGGAACAACUGUUUCAAAUUUUUUAUAUGUUUGCAGUAAACAUCUGUCCCACUUGAUGUGAGCAAGAGCCUCCGACGGCCCACUGAAGAGAGAUUCGACAGGCUCGUCUAGAGGUGGAUUUGAGACUUUAGAUGAAAACGUUCCGGCGUUUGCCUGAGAAGUGGUGCUGGUGAGUCAGAGCACCGCGAGCUGCAUAUCAACACAGAUCCUGUCUCUAACCCAGCUUUGUUCUUCUACUCCUCCUCCUCCUCCUCAUUCUACUCCACUUUUCAUCCCCCACCCCUUUAUUCAUAAUAGUUUCCUUUUCUAUUUGUUUGAAGGCAUCCUCUGAAGCACACACACUCACCAGGUGGGUUGUUGUCUUGGGAGGAGACCACGUUGUGGGGCGUCAUUGCUGCUUGCAGGUGGAGAGCUUGCGGAUUUUGCUGGCUGUGGAGAGUCCUUUACGUGAGGGGUUGGAUGAGGACGAGGAUCUGCGUUCAGCUUUGGUCUUGCUGUUUAGAGACCCUCCUUCUGUCCCAUUCACACAAACUGGCUUGGCUACAGCUAGACUGGGGUCUGUGCUCCCCUGAUGCAGCUCUUCUUCUACCACUUGCCCUUAAAAAUCAAAGAAAAGUCUAUAAAUGCAUCCGCAACGAAAAUGCUGAUUGUUUCUGCCAACAAUGCAAAUUGGAGGGGGGUUGUUCAUUCCUCCUGUGAGGAACAAUGAUCUGCGUGCGUGGGAGUGAACCAUUCAUAGCCCCCCCCCCC
Messenger RNA from Nothobranchius furzeri (turquoise killifish), 9273 nucleotides. Its product is annotated as voltage-dependent calcium channel beta subunit-associated regulatory protein. NCBI's taxonomy places the organism in Eukaryota, Metazoa, Chordata, Actinopteri, Cyprinodontiformes, Nothobranchiidae. Gene Ontology annotation, molecular function: transmembrane transporter binding. Gene Ontology annotation, biological process: negative regulation of calcium ion-dependent exocytosis; negative regulation of voltage-gated calcium channel activity. Gene Ontology annotation, cellular component: plasma membrane; secretory granule. The record is from RefSeq and is a predicted model, not a curated record.